Molecule: messenger RNA, 1124 nt
Organism: Durotheca rogersii
Lineage: Eukaryota; Fungi; Ascomycota; Sordariomycetes; Xylariales; Xylariaceae
Product: carbohydrate esterase family 1 protein
Exons: 3
Coding region: 150-1034 (294 amino acids)
Cellular component (GO): extracellular region
Molecular function (GO): hydrolase activity
Source: RefSeq, a predicted model, not a curated record
AGUACUGGGCUUCGUUAUCUGUUCACACUAUACUCACCGUCUGGUAUAUCAAUACUGGCGGUGUAAGCCCGUCUGCUGGUCUGGUCCAACACGAUUUAUAUCGUAAAUCACCUUAGAGCGAAGCCCGCAGGCCUAGAACUAUUAUCAAAAUGCGUGGACCUACCAUCACCGGCGUCUUAGCCGCCUUACUCGCGUCCCCGAGCACCUAUGCCGCCUUGACACAGAUCAGUAGCUGGGGACAGAACCCAACGAAUCUGAAUAUGGCGGUCUAUAUGCCAGCUAAGUUGGCUGAGAGGCCCGCCAUCAUCCUGGCUCUACACUACUGCGGCGGGACGGGCCAGGCGUACCAUCAGACGGCAAAUUACGACCGGUACGCAGACGCGAAGGGAUUCAUCGUGGUUUAUCCGACUACGAACAAGGAUAGCAACUGUUGGGAUGUCGCUUCGAAGGCAUCCCUCACGAAUAACGGGGGAGGCGAUAGCACCGGCCUGGUCAACAUGGUCAAGUACCUGACCGAGAAGUACAACGCGGACCCAGCGCAGAUCUACGCGACGGGCGCGUCGUCAGGAUGCAUGAUGACGAACGUGCUGCUGGCCGCGUACCCGGACGUGUUCGCUGCCGGGUCGUGCUACUCGGGGGUAGCGGCGGGAUGCCUCGCGGGCUCGCCCGGGUCGAGCCCGCAGAGCGCGGAUCCCAAGUGCGCCAGCGGCCAGGUCGUCAAGACGGGCGCGCAGUGGGCCGAGCAGGUCCGGGCCAUGCACCCAAGCUUCAACGGGUCGUACCCGCGCAUGCAGACCUUCCACGGCGAGGCCGACAACUUCGUCGACUACAAGAACCUCGCGGAGCAGCUCAAGGAAUGGUCCGCCCUGCUCGGCGUCGAGUUCGCCCGCAACCAGACCAAUACCCCCCUGUCCGGCUACACCAAGAUCGUGUACGGCGACGGCACCAAGUUGGUCGGCUACUCCGCCCGGGGUGUCGGCCAUAUCGUGCCUCCGCGCCCUCAGCUUGACCUUGAAUGGUUUGGUCUAGCGUAGUGAUCGGAAGAUCUACGGUUGCGACCAGGUGCUUCGCCAAGUGGGAAAAGGGGGCUGGGUUCGGUGGCCCAGGCGCUCUAGUGCCCUGAA